Molecule: messenger RNA, 1046 nt
Organism: Morone saxatilis (striped sea-bass)
Lineage: Eukaryota; Metazoa; Chordata; Actinopteri; Moronidae
Product: ependymin-like
Exons: 6
Coding region: 80-715 (211 amino acids)
Biological process (GO): cell-matrix adhesion
Cellular component (GO): extracellular region; lysosome
Molecular function (GO): calcium ion binding
Source: RefSeq, a predicted model, not a curated record
UUAUAAGGAAGCGAGCACUCUGAAGUGGCAGCAUAUUUGCCUCUGUGUGCAGACGAGAGUAACUCUACCAGCGGACAGCAUGAGAGCCCUCAUCCUGCUUGUGUGCCUGUCAGCGGGCUGCCUAGCUCAGAGACCACAUAAAUGCAAAUCCCCACCCCUGAUGACUGGAAGCUUCUCUGUGUCCACCCAAAGUGAAAAGCUGAUGGCCUAUGCCAAGUACAGCUACGAUGCACUGGGAAAGCGCAUCCACCUCAGAGAGAUUGGAUCCUAUAAUAACAAGACCUUCCGCUUUGAUGUACUUCUGCUCUACAGACAGGGUGUUAUGUAUGAGAUUAACUACAGGAACCGCACAUGUUGCAAGAAGCCACUGAGUGUAGACUUCCACCCGCUGGAGAUCCCACGGAAUGCUUCCCUGCUGGGACAGGUUGUGUUGGGAAGCUCCUCUGGUCCAGGACAGGGAGUCCUGGUCAACACCUGGGCGGGAGAGCUGCAGAUGAAAAAGGGGAAAGCAAAGUACAUGAGCACUGUCACUGAGUUUGGAUGCGUUCCUGUCAGCACUCUGUUUCAUACCGAUAGAUCUGGAUGGGUGGUGACCAGCUUCUUCAACAACGUCAUUGGACUAGUGGACCCUGGACAUCUUAACCCUCCCGUUUUCUGUAAGGAUGCCCAACUGGAGGAAGAUGAGGAGCCAGUAACCUUCUUCAACCUGUUUUAAAACAGGCUAUUUUCUGAAAUGUACUGCACUGUGAUAAUGACUACAGUAUAUGAAUCUUUGCACUUUUUUAGUAGCCAUCAUUGCUGUAGUAGCAUUUGUGAGCAGGCUGUCUUUGGGUGAAAUUAAUGUCAUUACUCAGCGACUUCUAAUUAAUAAAUUGGUUGUGAGUUUAAUGAACAACAGAUUGACAGUAUCUUUAUGUCUAAAGUCAUUUAUUACAAAUAAGUGAUAUGUACUAUAUCGUUUCACUUAGAAAAUAUACAAUCACAGGGUGGAUGUAAAAUGUUUCCGUUUUUGAGUUUGUUGCCAGAUAUUAAAAUCUGUUCAAUAA